AUGAAUCCAACUUCUGUGGAUCUUAGCUUGAGUCUUAAACCAUCUUAUGUGCCUAAAUCCAUAAGCAACCUGCUUGAAGAUUUGUCGAAAAUUGAUAACGAAUCGGAUAAGUUAUCAGUGCUGAGUGAUUAUAUUUGCAAGCAUCAGGAAGAGUUAAGCACGGUUGAGGCGUUAAAACGUGAACUUCCUCAAUGCAGGCUACUUCUAAUGGACGAUGCAGCAAUUGAGGCAUUGAAGGAGGGAUUCAAGAAUAUAGAGGAGAAAAUGGAAUGUCAGUCUAGACAGCCUCUGGUGGAGUAUCUGCCUACUAUGAGGAAAAACAGAAAUGAGCAGGAUCAAAGGGAAUUCUGGCAAACAUACAGUGCAGAAGAAGAGUACUGGAACCCUAUUUAUGCUAAGAAGCAGAAAACAUUAGUCCUAGGCAGCUUCCAGCCUCCAAAUCUAAAAGCAGUCCAGCCAUGCACAGACAGAAACGUGGAAGGGUUAGGACUCUUGUCAUACAAGGAGUGUAGUUCAAAUUCCCUUGGAUCACCAAGUACUGGCAAGGGAAAGGAGGUAGCCAUAGAUCAAUUAUCUAGACAUCAAAGUUUAUUGUAUCUCAAGGUAGAUGAUCAAACUGUUAAUUAUCAUCCAAAGCCGUUGACUCAACCCAUAUGGAAGAAUAACCGGAGAUGUUGGUCAUCUGAGCUUCAUGCUAGAUUUGUGGAGGCUUUGAAUCUGCUUGGAGGCAUUGAAGUGGCUACUCCUAAGCAAAUUAGAGACUUGAUGCAGGUUGAGGGGCUUACAAUUGAUCAAGUAAAAAGUCAUCUGCAGGUUGAAUUUGAUCUUAUUAAGCUUAAUAAUGCAUGCAUGUAUAGUUCAUGA
Theobroma umbraticum is the source of this 864-nucleotide messenger RNA. The record is from RefSeq and is a predicted model, not a curated record. NCBI's taxonomy places the organism in Eukaryota, Viridiplantae, Streptophyta, Magnoliopsida, Malvales, Malvaceae.